Phragmites australis (common reed) is the source of this 1741-nucleotide messenger RNA. Its product is annotated as sugar transport protein MST6-like. Gene Ontology annotation, molecular function: monosaccharide transmembrane transporter activity. Gene Ontology annotation, cellular component: membrane. The record is from RefSeq and is a predicted model, not a curated record. Lineage: Eukaryota; Viridiplantae; Streptophyta; Magnoliopsida; Poales; Poaceae. Gene Ontology annotation, biological process: monosaccharide transmembrane transport. The transcript has a single exon. The coding region runs from base 84 to 1655 and encodes 523 amino acids.
UCUUGCAAGCCGUGAUCACGAAUCGCGUCGCGUUCUUGCGUCCUCUUUGGUUUCGUGUUCGUGCCUGCGUGCGAGAGCCUGAAAUGGCGGGCGCGGCGGUGGCGCCGAGCGCGUCGGCCGGCCGGAGGCAGGACUAUCCCGGCGGGCUGACCCUGUUCGUGUUCAUGGCGUGCCUGGUCGCGGCAACCGGCGGGCUCAUCUUCGGCUACGACAUCGGCAUCUCCGGCGGCGUCACCUCGAUGGACCCCUUCCUCAGCCGCUUCUUCCCGUCGGUCUACCGGAAGCAGGCGGAUGCUGCGGACGGCGGCAACCAGUACUGCAAGUUUGACAGCCAACUGCUGACCCUGUUCACGUCGUCGCUCUACGUGGCCGCGCUCGUCGCGUCGCUCUUCGCGGCAUCUGUCACCCGCGCUGCCGGCCGCAAGUGGUCCAUGUUCGUCGGCGGUCUCACCUUCCUCGCCGGCUGCGCCCUUAAUGGCGCCGCGGUCAACGUGGCGAUGCUCAUCCUGGGGCGCGUGCUCCUCGGCGUCGGCGUCGGGUUCGCCAACCAGAGCGUGCCCGUGUACUUGUCAGAGAUGGCGCCGCCGCGGAUGCGCGGCAUGCUCAACAACGGCUUCCAGCUGAUGAUCACGCUCGGCAUCCUCAUCGCCAACCUCAUCAACUACGGCACCGAUCGGAUCACCGGCGGGUGGGGCUGGCGCCUCAGCCUCGCGCUCGCUGCAGUUCCAGCCGUCGUAAUGACCGUCGGUUCUCUGUUCCUCCCGGACACGCCCAACUCCCUCCUGGAGCGCGGUCACCCUGAGGAGGCCAAGCGGAUGCUGCGGCGCGUGCGCGGCACAGUCGACGUGGGCGCCGAGUACGACGAUCUGGUCGCGGCCGGCGAGGUGUCCAAAGCCGUGUCACACCCUUGGCGUGACAUCCUGCGGCGCCGGUACCGGCCCCAACUGGUGAUGGCGCUGGCGAUCCCUCUGCUCCAACAGCUGACGGGCAUCAACGUGAUCAUGUUCUACGCGCCGGUGCUGUUCAAGACGCUGGGCUUCGGCGGCAGCGCGUCAUUGAUGUCGGCGGUGAUCACAGGGCUCGUCAACCUCGUGUCAACCCUUGUCUCGGUGUUCACGGUGGACCGUGUCGGGCGGCGCGCGCUGUUCCUAGAGGGCGGGGCGCAGAUGCUGGCGGGGCAGGUGGCCGUGGGCGCCCUGAUCGGCGCCAAGCUCGGGUGGAGCGGCGUGGCGGCGAUCCCAGCGGGUUACGCGGCGGUGGUGGUAGUGGUGAUGUGCGCCUACGUGGCGGGGUUCGCAUGGUCGUGGGGCCCGCUGGGGUGGCUGGUGCCGAGCGAGGUGAUGCCGCUGGAGGUGCGCCCCGCGGGGCAGAGCAUCACCGUCGCCGUCAACAUGCUCAUGACCUUCGUUGUCGCGCAGGCCUUCCUCCCCAUGCUCUGCCGCCUCAAGUUCGUGCUCUUCUUCUUCUUCGCCGCCUGGGUCGUCGCCAUGACGCUCUUCAUCGCGUUCUUCUUGCCGGAGACCAAGGGCGUGCCCAUCGAGGACAUGGCCGCCGUCUGGAAGGCGCACUGGUACUGGAAGCGCUUCGUCGACGACGGCAACGGCCGUGGAGACAUCGAGAUGGGCAACAGCGGAGAAACAGAACUAGCAGCUUAGUUGCAUUCUCUUUUUUAGCCGUAGAUGAAUUAGGUUCAUGUGUUCAUAGUAUUAGACUACCAGCUAAUUGUAUUAUAGCAUUAGUG